CGAGACUGAAAGUUAGCUAGCUUAGAACGCUAACUGUGGAAGAAACACCAACCAUAACAUCAACAGUCCAUUGACUUUUUGUUGGGUCUGCUUUGUGAUAGUACGGACAGAAAAGGAAGCUCGGCAUACUCCACUUGGGCGUCACAUUUUCCUCAACACCGUUUACAUUGUGAGCCGAAUUGCGCAUCAGAACUGCUGCAAUGUUGUCAAGAUCUAUCUUCAUUCGCAAGGCUGCUGCCUUUUCAUCUCCGCGUAUCCGGGCUUCCGUUCUGCAAGCGCCGCUAGGCCAUCCACGAUGGACUCUUCGCUUUGCAACAACGGUUGUCAAGGUUCCACAGAUGGCAGAGUCAAUAACAGAGGGUACCUUAAAGAGUUUUUCGAAGCAAGUUGGUGACUACGUUGAGCAAGAUGAAGAAAUUGCUACCAUCGAAACAGACAAGAUUGAUGUUGCCGUAAACGCUCCAGAAGCAGGCAAGAUUAUUGAAAUUCUUGCUAACGAGGAAGAUACCGUCACAGUGGGCCAGGAGCUCGCAAAGAUUGAGAUCGGUGCGGAAGGAGAAGGCGGGAAAAAGGAAUCUGCGCAGGAGUCAAAGACACCACCACCUAAAGAGCAAGAGAUCUCAUCUCAACCGGCACAGGAGGUGGAGUCUUCUAAACCAGAACCCGUCAAGGAGGAGAAGAAGCCGGCGCCAUCAACACCGUCGCCGGAAUCGAAGAAACCAGAGCCCAAGAAGGAGCCCAAGAAGAUAGAACCUGCCGAACCGAAGAAGGAGGGAGGCUUCGGUUCCAGGGAAGAACGAAGAGUUAAGAUGAAUCGAAUGCGCCUUAGGAUCGCGGAGAGGCUCAAGCAGGCUCAAAACACGGCCGCGUCCCUCACAACCUUUCAAGAGGUUGACAUGUCUUCGCUCAUCGAAUUCCGUAAGCUAUACAAAGAUGAAUAUCUGAAGCGAACAGGUAUCAAACUGGGUUUCAUGUCUGCCUUCUCGCGCGCUUGCGUUCUCGCGAUGAAAGAAAUACCAACUAUCAAUGCCGGUAUUGAAGGUCCCAACGGAGGCGACACAAUCGUUUAUCACGACUAUGUAGAUAUCAGUGUUGCUGUUGCAACUGAAAAGGGAUUGACGACGCCCGUUAUUCGCAAUGUGGAGUCUAUGAACCUGCUCGAGAUCGAAAAGGCAAUUUCGGAUUUGGGCAAGAAAGCUAGGGACAACAAACUUACGAUUGAAGACUUGGCUGGAGGUACUUUCACCAUUAGUAAUGGUGGCGUGUUUGGCUCUCUCAUGUCUACUCCUAUCAUUAAUCCUCCUCAAUCGGCUGUCCUUGGUCUUCAUGCCAUCUUCAAUCGUGCAGUACCAAUCGACGGCAAGAUAGAGAUUCGACCGAUGAUGAACAUUACUCUCACCUAUGAUCAUCGCCUCAUCGAUGGAAGAGAGGCCGCUACUUUCCUAGUGCGAGUCAAGGAGUACAUACAGGAUCCUCGUCGCAUGCUUUUGGGCUAAAUAUGACGUGUGCCGAGUUUGACGGUCUGAUGGAUCACUGGAGAAUCAUGGCUUUAUAUUUAUGAUCGGUUGCGUUGAAGCAUGGUGAUUUCCUUGCGGCAUUUGUAUCAUACUACACACAUGUGUGCUUGGUGUCGCGGUAGUGACAACGUGUAGAACGAAGUCAUUUGUUGAUAUAGUGGAAAUUUCGUGCUCCUUUGUGUCCUUCUUUCACCAAGCUUUUCGUUGUUAAUGUACUUCUAGUCUUGCCUCGGCCAUUGUAUUUGAUCUCCUUUGAGAAUUUGAUCGUUAUUAAACAAAAACUGGCGCUUUGAGUAUCCGAAUUUUUUUGUCGCCCAUAUGUUUUUACUCUCUAUUGACCCAUUGUUGUGGGUGCGGCUAGCUGUC
Verruconis gallopava is the source of this 1883-nucleotide messenger RNA. RefSeq lists its product as uncharacterized. The record is from RefSeq and is a predicted model, not a curated record. Gene Ontology annotation, biological process: tricarboxylic acid cycle. The transcript has 5 exons. Lineage: Eukaryota; Fungi; Ascomycota; Dothideomycetes; Venturiales; Sympoventuriaceae. Bases 201 to 1496 code for a protein of 431 amino acids. Gene Ontology annotation, cellular component: oxoglutarate dehydrogenase complex. Gene Ontology annotation, molecular function: dihydrolipoyllysine-residue succinyltransferase activity.